This is a messenger RNA of Pseudoliparis swirei, 1522 nucleotides long. It is a transcript of the gene adcyap1r1b, whose product is annotated as adenylate cyclase activating polypeptide 1b (pituitary) receptor type I. Gene Ontology annotation, biological process: adenylate cyclase-modulating G protein-coupled receptor signaling pathway; cell surface receptor signaling pathway. The record is from RefSeq and is a predicted model, not a curated record. The transcript has 14 exons. Bases 132 to 1484 code for a protein of 450 amino acids. Lineage: Eukaryota; Metazoa; Chordata; Actinopteri; Perciformes; Liparidae. Gene Ontology annotation, molecular function: G protein-coupled peptide receptor activity; peptide hormone binding; vasoactive intestinal polypeptide receptor activity. Gene Ontology annotation, cellular component: plasma membrane; neuron projection.
UGAUUUCCCCCCCCGCUGAGAGCGCAGCGGCUCAUCGGCCCGGAGGAGGAACAGUUGCAGUUGGAGGAAUAUCGACCGUAUGGUGCGAAGGUGAGCUGACAUCCUGCUGAGAGGAAACUGACAAACGCAACAUGUCAGCAGCUAACGCCAGCCCGCUGGUCUUCACCCUCCUCCUCCUCCUCCUCUUACCCUCGGUUUCGAGUCAACAGGUGCCCUUUAACUGUGUGAUCAAGAUGGAGCAGGAGAAAUGCAUGGAUAUGAUAGCCUCGGACGAUCCUGGGAACGAUCCAGGAUUUGGCUGUCCGUGGAUGUGGGACAACUUGACGUGUUGGCAGCCCGCCAGGAUUGGCGAGGUGGUCGAAGUCAACUGUCCCGAACUCUUCUCUCAUGUCAUGAGUGAAGAAGACUUUGAGGUGGGGAAGGUGAGUCGUAACUGCACUGAGUUUGGCUGGACAGAACCUUUCCCUCAUUACUACGACGCCUGCCUGUAUGAGGAAGGGAACAGCAGCCAUCCGGACAUGUACUUUGUGUCGGUGAAGGCUCUGUACACCGUGGGCUACAGCACCUCUCUGGUCUCCCUCACCGUGGCCAUGGUCAUCCUGUGCAGGUUCAGGAAGCUGCACUGCACCAGGAACUUCAUCCACAUGAACCUCUUUGUGUCCUUCAUGUUGAGAGCUAUAUCCGUCUUCAUCAAAGACGGCGUGCUGUACGCCAAAGAGGACAGCGAGCACUGCUUCAUACACACGCUGGAGUGUCGAGCUGUGAUGAUAUUCUUCCACUACUGCGUCCUCUCUAACUACUUCUGGCUCUUCAUCGAGGGUCUGUACCUCUUCACGUUACUGGUGGAGACCUUCUUCCCCGAAAAGAGAUACUUCUACUGGUACAUCGUCAUUGGUUGGGGGGGCCCCACAGUGUGCGUGACCAUCUGGGUGGUGCUGAGGCUGCACUUCGAUGAUAUCGGGUGUUGGGACAUGAAUGACAAUGCCGCCAUCUGGUGGGUGAUCAAGGGACCUGUGCUCGCUUCCAUAAUGAUCAACUUUGUGCUCUUCAUCGGCAUCAUUGUCAUCCUCGUCCAGAAGUUACAGUCCCCAGAUAUCGGCGGAAAUGAAUCCAGUAUUUACCUGAGGUUGGCCCGCUCCACUCUGCUGCUGAUUCCUCUGUUUGGGAUCCACUACACUCUGUUCGCCUUCUCCCCCGAGAACGUCAGCAAGAGAGAGCGUCUGGUGUUUGAGCUCGGCCUCGGAUCCUUCCAGGGCUUUGUCGUGGCCGUCCUCUACUGCUUCCUGAAUGGAGAGGUGCAAUCGGAGAUCAAGAGGAAAUGGCGCAGCUGGACGGUGAACAGAUACUUUGCUGUGGACCUGAAGCACCGGCAUCCUUCGCUGGCGAGCAGCGGGGUGAACGGCGGCACGCAGCUGUCCAUCCUCAGCAAGAGCAGCUCGCAGAUCCGCAUGUCCAGCCUGCUGGCCGAGACCCCGGCCACCUGAGCGGCACCGGCGGGAACUCCGCACCUGACGCCGCCGGA